This is a messenger RNA of Paramuricea clavata, 5739 nucleotides long. Lineage: Eukaryota; Metazoa; Cnidaria; Anthozoa; Malacalcyonacea; Plexauridae. The record is from the annotation of a GenBank genome assembly.
AUGGAUGAGCCUACUGGAACUCAUUUACUAGAAAUGAGGAAUUUGAAAGGAGAGAUGUCCAUCAAUAAUAAUCCUAGCUUCAAGUCUAAAAAAAGUAUGCUCAUAAGUCCAUUAAUAAGGUAAGUUUUGAAUCGUAAUGGUGAACAAUGUCAUAUAGCUUUCUUAUUAAACAAAUUCAGUAAGUUACUUAUUUGCACAAAUGAAAAAUAUUUCGUCUAAUAAGUUUGUGUAUGGAUCCGGUAACAAGACGGGUCAUUCGAGACACAGAGUUUAAAUGGGGUCAAAGUAUUUCAUUGAUUUUUAUGUCAACUCCAGGGCUGUUCGACGUGGUCUUCGUAUGACAGAGAAAUAUCUGAACGAACAGAAAGAUGUUGAGAAACUGAAAAUCACCGACACAGAUAUAAGUGGAAGGAAUAUCUUUCAUCUCAGUGUUCAGAGAGAGGAAUUGCUUGAGUUUGUGUUGGAGACGUUUGAAAAGGUUUGAUUUUGAACUGCGAUCACAUUGGAUCAGAAUCGUAUGCAAAUUUGGGAGCCAUAGUAAAUCAGCCUGGCAUUAUUUUGACAUACGAGUCUUCGUUUUAUAGCAUGAUCACCUGAUCCAAGCGCUCCACAGCGAAGACGUGAAUGGUUAUACUCCUGCUCAUAUUGCUGUCUUACAUAAUGAAAGAAAGGUAGCAAAGUAUCGACGUCUUUCAUAGCUCAGGAAACAUGGCUAGGAAAUAAUAUUUCUUGGUUUUCCCAGGUUUUCGAGUGUCCUUCAGGACAGGGAAAUGCGAUUGCAAAAUGUUUGGGAAACAAUACAUGACUUAGAAACAAUGUUUCUUCAGGGGGUUUUUUCCGGGCUUAAUCCCGCCUUAACUGUUUUUAUCCAAUUUGAAGUUUCAAUAUAAUUUUAGAGCAUGCACAUACUGGCUGGAGUGGACAAGAAGAUCUACACUAUUCGCAGUACAAAGACAGGGCAGACAUUAAUCCAUUCCGCAGUGAAGUCGUGUAAUCCUUACAUUGUACAAGAUAUCUUAGAAGCAAGACCUGAUGCUUUGUACGACAAAGACAACGAUGGAAAACCUCCACAGCAUUACGCUGCCGCGUUAGAGGAGUGCUUCUUGUUGGAAUUCCUUCUCUCGCACGGAGCUGAUAUUUUUGAGACGUGAGUACUUGAUGUAGCCGCCGGAAGUUGAACAAUGUAUAUUGUCUAUUGAGACGUGAGCAUUUGAUAUAGCAUGGAUAAUGAUAGUCACCGGAACAAUGUAUUUGCAGUUACGAAGUAAGCCAAGGCAACUGGUCAUGCUCUGCUAAUUAACCUGCGUCUUAGCAUGACUUGUUGCUAAUUUGCAACGGCUAGCUCGGCACCAGAGGCUCGGCGCUGUGUAUUUGUCUAUUAUCUGUCUAGUCUAUCUCUCAUUAUUUACAGUCUAUUUUAUCGUCACUACACUGCAUUUAUCAGCGUGGAUAUUUCUUUUUUUUUGUAGCGACAAGAAUAAUUCCACACCAUUCCACAUGGCGGCGGACGCUGGCUCGUUAUCAAAUGUCAAACUGCUGUUUCACGAGGACGAAGAUCUCUUGAGAGCAGAAGAUAACCAAGGAAGAACAGCUCUACACAUUGCUUGCAUGAAUGGCUGCAGAAAUAUUGUGUCCUUUCUUCUUGAGAAUGGCGCAGACCCACUGGUGAAGAUGGAAGGUGGACUGAAUUGUUUGGCGGUGGCUGUGAUGAACAAACAGGAUGACGUAGUGAAGGAGUUGUUGCUUAGCGACCACUGGAAAGAUGUGAGUGGAAUGUACAGUUUUCUUCUUAUCAUCACCACCAUCAUCACCAAUACGAUCAACCCAACCAUCAUCAUUAUCACCACCUUUACCAUUAUCAUCACUACACCAUCACUACCACCAUUGCUACCACCAUCACAACCACCACCAUCAUCACCACCAUCAUCGCUACCAUCAUCACUAACACUACCAUCACCACCAUCAUCAUCACCACCAUCAUCAUCACCACCAUCAUCAUCAUCACCACCACCACCAUCAUCAUCACCAUCAUCAUCACUACUACUACCAUCAACAUCAUUACCACCAUCACUACUACCAUCACUAUCACCACUUCUUCAUUCUUCUAUUAUUCAGUACCCUGCAAACUAAUUUAUUUCUCACUUCAGCUGAUCACUGAAUGGAAUGGAGGAGCAAAAAGAGGUUUUGCACACCUGGUAAACAAGAUGCCAGACAAUGCCAAGAUAUUGUUAGAUCGCUGUGUCGUCAAGAGCGACGAUAAACCUCAAUCGCUUGACUAUCAUAUAACAUACGAUUUCUUCUUGCUGGAGCCAACAGGUAUGUUUUUGUAAUGAAUUAGUCAAUAAUUUAUUUAACCACGUUAUGCUUAGAAGCACGUAAAUAGUUUGUGCAUAGCUGUGUAUCUGACAAACUAUCUUUUUAAUUCAGGCUUCGAAGUGUAAUUCCUCAGUAAUUUUUUUAUCUGUUCAUGGUUUCAUGUUGUGUAUAUUGUCACCUGUCUUUUCCAUUAUUCAAGGUUCCAAACCACCCAUGUUUGAUGGCCUCCAAGCGAUCAUUGAUAACAACGAUGAACAAUGUUUGACUCACAAACUCUGCAAGAAAUAUUUUAGCGUUAAAUGGCGAGAAAAAGGAUGUUAUGUAUAUCUGGCAAAUCUUUUGAUCUAUCUUUGUUUUCAUGUUUUGUUUAAUGUUUAUGUUGCGUUGAUUCGUAGUGCAAUGGCAUUUAGGUUGCUGAAUGCUGCGAGUAAGUCAUUGGAUCCAUUGGAAAGUAUUUUCACUGAUAAAGGCCCAUUUACACUGCACAACUUUUGCCUAAAACUGUCACAUGCAACCUGCUCACAACUCGAGUUGUAGUCUAUAAAUCAAGCGCACAACUCUCCUACAACAAUUCGUAGUUGACUUGUAUCCUUGAUUUACACAGUACAACUCAAGUUGUAAGCAGGUUGCAUGCGACAGUUUUAGGCAAAAGUUGUGCAUGUGUAAUCGGCCUUAAAGAUCCGGGCUUAUGGAUCAAAUGUUUUGUUAAAUAAAUCUCAAUGUUUUCCAAAAAGGAAAACUAUUGUCGUUUAAUUUCCUAGACGCAGUAACAACCAAUGCAACGACUUCUAACAACUCUGUUGUAAGACCUAACCAGCCCGGAGCUAUUGUUGCAACAGCUCUCAUUGUCAUUUUAACAUUGUUCAACAUUUUCAAAGAAUUGGUGCAGGUAUAACUUAUUAUAAUACGUUUAAGUUUUUCUUUGGCAGAUCACCAGUAGCCUGAUGUGGCAUGCCAUUAGACAGAUCUCCAUCUAUAUUACCACGAUCAUACCAUCAUAAUUACCAUUAUUACCACCACAUCAUCAUCAUCAUCACCACCAUCACCACCACCAUCAUCAUCAUCACCACCAUCAUCACCUCGACCACCAUCAUCAUCACUCCCACCCCCAUCAUCACCACCAUCGCCAUCAGCAUCACCACCACCAUCAUCACCAUUAAUAUUAUCAUCACCACCACCCAUUAUUAUCAUCAUUAUCAUCACCACCACCAUCAUCACCAGUAGCCUCGUAUAGAGCUACUGAUAAGACGUUUUGACUAAAUAUUUUAAAUGGUUAGCUUGACGAUUAUCUAACUUCUUUCCAGAUGCAUAGCCAACGUUGGAGAUAUUUUAAACAAUUUUCAAAUUAUUUCGAGUGGACGUUGUAUGUUUGUGUGCUGUACUUUAUGUUCCCAGUGAGGAAAGCAAAAACUGAACGCCAGUUUGUGGCAGCUGCCAUAGCCAACUGUAUAUCCUGGUUUAAUCUCAUCUGGUUCUUGAGACGAAUUCCUGAUAUUGGCACUUACAUUUUGACUUUGCAGAAAGUUUUUAAGACGCUGGUUAAGGUAUAUGGGUUUAUAUCAGGAUUCUGGGCUACUCACACGAUGAAAUUACGUUAUGAAGGUUUUUUUGCUGCUGCAUGGAAAUGUUCCAGUGUAACUUACAUAUAUAUCGAUUCUUCCCAGAGGGCCUACAGUCUUGGUUUGCUCUAAAACAAAAUAAUUUACAUUCGAUCUUCUCCAUCUACAGAAAAUGGCCCUAAACCCUAAACCAGUCAAUAUAACUAAUGGUACAUGAGGUUUGCAGAUAGAAGUUUCGAGUGUACAUUUAAUCAUUUACUAGACCUAACUAGGAGCAGUUGCGAAGGAGUCGAGCCUGCGGUGCUACGAAUCCGCUACAGUGCUCUAACCAACUUAGCUAUAGAGGCCAGUUGUCGAGCUCUAACCUCUUUUUCAUUUUCAGAUGCUUUUACUGAUCGUGCUAUUCUGUAUGGCAUUUGCAUCAACUUUUCAUCUUUUGUUUGCGGAGCACAGUAGAUUCGAAAACUUCCCGAUUGCAGUUUUAAGCACAUUUGUAUCAAUGUUGGGCGAUUUCAAUUAUGAUUCUUUGUUUCUCGAAGCUGGUUAUUAUAAAGAUAUUUAUACUUUUAAACUUCUAAUGUUUAUAAUGUUUGUUUUGCUGAUGGUGGUCGUUGUGAACAACGUCUUGAUUGGCUUGGCUGUUGGCGACACGACGUAUGUCAUGAGUAUGGCUAAAGUGAAAAGAUUGAGACAGCAUGUAAGUUGGGAAAGAUGUAAAGGUUUAGCUUCUUUAGUUAAACUACACACGCAAAAAUCUCACAUCUUGUAGCAAGUCUGCCAACAAGUCGUCAACAAGUUGUGUUCGCACUGCUUGUCCCAAGUUGUCAACAAGUUUGGGACAAGCUGUUAACAACUUGUAACAACCUUGUUGAUGUUACCAGACUUGUUGCAAGAUUGUUCCAACAAGUCCGAUCGAUACAGUCAUGAUAUAGCAGUAUUGUUGCAACCUUGUGUCAUCAACCUUGUAACAUUCUUGUUAUAUCAUGACUGUAUCAGACUUGUUAGAACAACCUUGCGACAAGUCUGAUAAUCAAGCUUGUUACAAGUUGUUAACAGCUUGUUCCAAACUUGUUACAACAACUGGGAACAAGCAGUGCGAAGACAACUUGUUGACACCUUGCCUGAACAGAUUUGUAACAACUUGUCUGCAGAUCUAUAAACAACUUGUGCGUUUUUACAUGUGUAACCUAACUUCAUUUUGUUACUGAAGGAUAAAAAAUGUACUCAAACUAAAUUUAUUGAUACUGGACAGCUCUAAUUGUUAUAAACUGUUCUCCAUAUAUUUCCAGUUAAGGCCAUAUUUUAUUGGUACAGUAUUAUACACAGGAGGAACCUUAGAUAAACUAGUUUUAUUUGAACUUAAUAGUUCUAUCAGUUCUAGACUGUUCUUCCCAGAGGUCUAGUAAGAGCCAUCCCUCAUUGAUUCUAGAAAAUCUUGAAACCUUUUUGUUACAUUCAAACUAGAAGCAUUCUUUUCAUAUGCGACUGAAGACGGUAUUAUAGUCAAAGCCAACUAAAUAAUAAUCCUAUUUUGUAGAUGAAAUUUAUAAUGGAAGUCGAAUCAUCACCAUUUGCAAGACUACCAUGCUUCAAAAGAAAGGAAGACACGAUCGUCACAGAGUAUCCUAACCACAAGAAAUCAUUCACGGACAAUGUCAACCGAUUUUUGGCUGGUGAAACGACCACGUUUUAUAACGUUGAUGAAGUUGAUGAUGAAGGUGGCGAUGAUGUUCUGACACAGGAUAAAAUUGAGGAAAUGGUGCAAACGAGGUUGGAGAAUUAUCAUAAGAAAAUGAUGCAAGAGUUGAAAGAUUUUCAUUCGGACAUGGUGGAGAAAUUGGAGGAGAUGCAGGGGUCAUCCUAG